This is a messenger RNA of Rhagoletis zephyria (snowberry fruit fly), 5312 nucleotides long. RefSeq names its product myotubularin-related protein 4. Gene Ontology annotation, biological process: phosphatidylinositol dephosphorylation; regulation of autophagy. The record is from RefSeq and is a predicted model, not a curated record. NCBI's taxonomy places the organism in Eukaryota, Metazoa, Arthropoda, Insecta, Diptera, Tephritidae. Gene Ontology annotation, cellular component: membrane; cytoplasm. Gene Ontology annotation, molecular function: phosphatidylinositol-3-phosphate phosphatase activity; phosphatidylinositol-3,5-bisphosphate 3-phosphatase activity; protein phosphatase binding.
GCAUUCCUACUUCGACUUGAAGUUAGCUGCAAUUUCAGGUUCUAAUACGAAAAAUGUAAUCGGAGUUGCUGUGUUUCAUCAGCGAAGUUUAAUUUAUUUUGAUCCAUUAAUAUUUGUUCUAAUAAACGAAAAAUAUUGAUUGUGGAAUAUUCUGAGCAUCUAAUCGAACUUGCGGUGUUUCAAAUAUAAGCGGGGAUCACGAAUUUGCGUCCUAAAUUUUCCCCAGCAACAAAGAAAAAAAGUACGGAAUAUGCAUAGAAACAAAUGAUCACAGUGCAAGUCGAAUAAAAGUGCAAAGGUAUUUGCAUUCAUUUGCACAGGUUCUUGUGAACGCAUUCUAUUUUACGCAGUUUAUUAAAAGAUUAAGAAACAAACUCAAUACAUUAAUCAAGACAAGUAUUUUUUUCAAAUAUCGGAGUGCAGUUGCAUAAAAAACUGAAGCCGUAACGCUGACGUCAGUAUAGUCGCCAGAUAAUAUAAAAAACGCAGACCAGUCUUGUGCUAAAGAUUUUUGAGAAGUUUAUUUAGAAAUAAUCGUUAGCUAAAUGGAGGGAUCGGAUGGAUCACCUCCUCCGUCAUUGUGCAUUGUACGAGCAACUGAAUUUUUUCCAAAAUCUCAAAUGGAGAAGGAAGAUACACAGUUGACGGUGCCCUUUCAAGAACUUGCCGGUGAAUCCGUCAAAUAUCUGGGACGUACAGAUGAUGGUGUUUUGGCGCUCUCUACAUACCGCAUAUUUAUGCUUAAAAACUCUACCAACUCAGAGACAUCUGUGCCACUGGGCCUGAUCGAGAGCGUACAUAUCCGUGACCUGUUUCAAUUAAUCAUAAAUUGUAAAGACGCUAGCACUGUGAAAUGUUCCUUUGAAACAGCUGAACAAUGCUCCGAUUGGCAGCGCCGUAUUAAUCAAUCAGUGGGUGUCCCGCCAACGUUGGAAGCAUUAUUCGCGUUUCCCUUCCACUCGUAUAUGUGUGAUGCAAUUAGCGUACAGAAUGGCGAUGGUAUUGGCAGAUUAGCCGAUGGUAGCAUCAUUGACAAUUCUACCGAGUACCUGGAACGCUUACAACGUGCCUCCCGCGAUGAUGACGAUUUUAUGCGUGAAGUCGAACGACUCGGUUUCGAUCUAAAUGGAGCGUGGCGUAUUUCCAAAGCCAAUGAGGAGUUCAAAUUGUGUCCUUCAUAUCCGCAAAAGUUGCUGGUGCCGGGUUGCAUAUCGGACGAAAUGCUCAAUGAAGUGGCGAACUUUCGAGGUUCGCGGCGUCUGCCAGCGGUUGUAUGGCGUCAUCGAAAAUCGGGCGCAGUGAUUGCGCGCUGCAGUCAGCCGGAGGUGGGUUGGUUCGGUUGGCGCAGUACGAAAGACGAGCAACUGUUCAAAGCAUUGGCUGAUGCUUGUGCCUUUGACAGAGGCGAGCAGAUGCGUCGUUUCAUGCAGUGCACAAAUCCUGGGCUCACCAUGACUUCCGGUGAGAAUUCACCAUCAAGCACUGAAAACAGUCACGAGGAAGUGGCGCUAGAUGAAGUGAGAAAAAUCCUUAUUAUAGAUGCGCGUAGCUACGCAUCUGCUGUAACGAAUCGUGCACGCGGCGGAGGCUGCGAAUGCAUUGAAUAUUAUCCGUGCGCGGAAAUAGAAUUUAUGAAUCUAGGUAACAUUCAUGUCAUACGAAAGAGUUUUCAUGCGCUCAGACAACUGUGUGCUUCACCACCAGAUUGUCCCAAUUGGUUAGGUUUACUCGAAAAGACAAUGUGGCUGCAACACCUUUCUGGACUUUUAGCUGCGGCCGUAACCGUCUGCCAUGCCAUCGAGAAGAAAGGGCGCCCGGUAUUGGUACACUGUUCGGACGGCUGGGAUCGAACGCCACAAAUAGUGGCCACAGCACAACUGUGCUUGGAUCCUUUCUAUCGCACUGUUGAGGGUUUCCGCAUUCUCGUUGAACGUGAAUGGCUGAGUUUUGGGCAUAAAUUUUCCGAUCGCUGUGGUCAUGGGCCCGGUUCUGAAGACGUAAAUGAAAGAUGCCCAGUUUUCUUGCAAUGGUUGGAUAUAGUGCAUCAAAUACACAGACAAUUCCCAUGUAGUUUUGAAUUCAACAUGGCGUACUUGAUAAAAUUAGCACAACACUCCCAUUCAUGUUUAUUCGGUACCUUCCUUUGCAACACAUACAGGGAGCGUUUGGAAAAGUCAGUAUUUGAGCGCACAUUCUCAGUCUGGCCUUUCCUCUCAGGACCAAUGUAUAAAAAUCCGCUUUACAUAGCAAAUAGAGAUGCGGUAAUUUGGCCUGCGCAUCAUGUGCGAGAUUUAUACUUAUGGACUGAUGUUUAUUUGGGUAGUCUGGGCAAUCAAAAUAGCAUUGAUUUUCCCAACAACAGUAAUGAAACUGUGCAAGGUUCGAUAACUCCCAUGACUAAGACACGUUCGUAUGGUGAUUUAACAUCAGCAAACAUUAUGCAGAGUGGAAUAUCACGUCGUUCCAGCGAUCCAAACGUGACUUUAGAACCGAAUUUAACUAUGACAUCCAAUUUUGAAAAUAAUUGCAUUUCGAAUAUGAAAACCGAGCGGGGAGAUUCACCAGAUGAUGUAAAUGAUACCAUACAGAAAAUCCAAAAUCUCACCAUGCAGUUAAAUAACCAAGACGAAGAAAAUUUUACUGGUAUUGGAAAAACUGCAGAUGAACUGCAGAAAGAUGCACAAAAAGGACUAAACGAGGAUAUAAUGGAUGAUGAUCAGGUUACUGAAAACAUGUCACUGCAGGACAAAUUCAACAACAUGUCAUCAGUGAUUUUCGACAGUUAUCCGUUUGAAGCCCUUAGGUCGAAUAUCGCAAAUUUAAACGAAACCGCUAUUACGCAUAAAACAACCGAUGUUUACAAUAUUACACAUAAUGGCGUUGAGUUGGGUAGUUUGAGUCAGUAUGAUGAAGCUAAGAAUACUCUAGCUGCCACUGAGAUCAGAGAUACGGGUGGCGGUAAGAACUUGAGUACGUAUAAGGCCUGCAUGAACGAGGACCUGAUGCUGAGUGUAGACCUAAGUGAUGCUAGUUCCAAAGUGGAUGACGCUGCAGCGUGUGAAGCAGAAGAACGACGAAGCAUUUGGCAUGGUUCGAUCAACACUAGCACAGACACUUUAGUGCCGAUCGAGAGAAGACAGAGUAAUGACUGUCGAGAAAUUAAAACACCUGCUGCGAAGGAAAUCGAUGUUGCCGACGGCUCUGUAUCACCUGAAAGACUAUCUACGACAGCUGACAAAAUGGAACUUGGUUUAACUUCACCAUAUGUUCUAUUAAAACAAGAGCGCAAAAAUUCUUUAACCUGCAAUACAGCUGUAAGUAGCAUUGGCGUCAAUGGCUUGAAUAACAGUAUUUUGCCUAAAGUUCAUGGCAGUAGUAGUACCUCGAAUCGUUCAAAUAUCUUGUCAAAUUCAUCUAGUAAUGCCUCCAUCUCAUCAACAUCGUCUUCACUCAAUAAUUUAAAAAACAUUAGAAACAGCAAUAAUAGCCUCGCAACAACUAUGACAGAUCAGAAUUGUGACAAUAAAAGUGAGAAUGAAGCUGAUAUAGAUCCUGACGAAUUAGACGCCGAUGAUGCUGCUGAUCCGUUUCCAAAUACUCAUGCGCAUUCCAACGAUUCCAUGAAUGAAAGUAUCAUUAUUUUGCCAGAGCAUCGAAAGUUGGAAAUAUCUGUGAGUGGCAAUUGUGAGACAAUCUCAAAUAACGGUGUGUCAUUGCCAACGACACCGACAGACUUUGCUGCAAGCGCAACUGUUGGAGUUAGAAGCGGAUUUGGUGGAGUUGCAGCUGUAGGUGGUGCAGCCACUCAUCGGCGGCGACGCACAUCUUCGUCGAACUCUAAUCCAAAUCGUUUUUUUGAUGGCAUUAAUAUAAAGUUAGCUAAUGGAAGCACAACACGAUUUUCUUUGCCUGGUGCACGUUCGUUGCCGAUGACACCGCCCGCACAACAGGAACGACCACAAAUCACAAUAUCCUGUCCAGAUGGAUUGGCGCAUGCCUUGAGCGAACAAAAUCUCCGACUGCAACAAAUUGUGCUCGAACACAAGGUGCGCGAGGAUGUACUGUUGCGUGAAAUACAUGACAUGCGCAUGGCGUUACUUAAAAAAAUAUGCCCAAAUUGCAACGUUGCACAAACAAAUGCAAAUGAUGAACAGGAAGACGAGAUCUUACUUAGCAGAUGUAGAAUAGUUGAACGCACCACAAGGUGCCAAUGCUUGAAGGCGAGAUCAUGUAAUAAGUGCAAACUAUUGCAACAGCAGCAAAUGAGAGAGCAACAACAACAACGGUCACAAUCAUACCAAUCAUAUAAACGACGUCAUCGUUUACAACGUUACCACACGGCGAUCGGUCAUCAUGGGCGAGUACUCUCUCGCUACCGUUAUUGCCAUUGCAUUUGCCAGAACAGUUAUAAUCAGCGCAGGCGCUACCAUAGUUUCAGUUGUAGUCUUUGCUACAACAACGAAGAUGAUAUGCUGACUGACGACGAUAAUGAUAUCACAAUGGCGAUGCUAAUGCGAAAUUACAGUUGCGAUUGUCGCGAUAGCAAUAGCUCCUUGUCAGCGAAUUCAGCUAUAGAUAACAUUGAGAAUGCUUCGAUAUGCUCAUGGGAGGCUGUUGAAGAUCGCAGCGCACCCUCAUCUAGUGCUAGUUCCUCCAUACAACAACCAAACACCGCAAGUGUCCUCUGGGUACCCGAUCAUGCAGUGAAACGCUGCACCAGCUGUCAAGUCGAAUUCUGGAUAGGCCGUCGAAGACAUCAUUGCCGUUCGUGUGGGCAGAUAUUUUGCGCCGACUGUUCAGAGUUUUGGGCCCCGCUACCUGAUGCAAAGCUUUUUAAUCCCGUGAGAUUGUGCGGACCCUGUUAUCAUGCCGUAACAACAAGGAUCCAGCUGCAGAGUCGCUCAUCGGUCAUAACCAAUAAUAUGCCAAAUUAUACAACCAUAACUACCAGCUCCUCUGCAAAUAGCACGACAGCAAGCACUGUUUUAACGGCUAGCGGAGCUACAAAAAACUUGCCUAAUACGGCGACGCCAGCAGUUUCAAACACAUCGCAUGCAAACGCCACCACAGUCACAACAACAAGUACAUCCAGUACGAUGCAUAUGACGGCUCCAUUACCUUUAACAGCGGCUGCAGUGCAGCAACCAAAACAGCAGCAGCAGCAACAAAGACAAACGGCAGCAGUGGCUGCUAGUGCUAGCGUGGCUGCCGCAGCCGCAGCUACAAGCACACAAAUUGAGAGUAGCAGUAUGUCACACAUGUUGAUGGCGGCAAAUAAAAACAUUGCCGCUAGUGUUGCAAAUUAAUAUUUA